AUGGCAACCACAACCUUAUUCUUAGCUUCUCUUUCUCUUAUCAUGAACCUGCCAUUACUUUCGAAUGCCAUCUCUCAGUGCAACGGCCCAUGUCAAACCCCCGACGACUGCGAUGGUCAACUCAUCUGCAUCAACGGCAAGUGCAACGACGAUCCCGACGUCGGGACCCAUAUCUGCACUAGCCCUAGCCCCCUUAAUCCCAGCGGUCAAUGCCAGUCCUCAGGCACUCUCACAUGCAAUGCCCAAACUUAUCCUCAAUACACAUGCUCUCCUACCGUCACGUCCCAAACAAACGCUAAAUUAACGAACAAUGAUUUUAGCGAAGGCGGUGAUGGCGGAGGUGCAUCCAAGUGUGAUGGCGAGUACCAUGAUAACUCGGAGCCCAUCGUGGCGCUAUCGACGGGAUGGUAUAAUGGAGGGUCGAGGUGUGGGAAGAUGAUAAAGAUAACGGCUAGUAAUGGAAGGAGUGUGAUGGCGAAGGUGGUAGAUGAGUGUGACUCGGUGAAUGGAUGUGAUGAAGAGCAUGCGUAUCAGCCACCUUGUGGGAAUAAUAUUGUUGAUGGUUCUAAUGCUGUGUGGGAUGCUUUGGGGCUCAACAUUGACGAUGGAGCUGUGGAUGUUACUUGGUCCAUGGCCUAA
This is a messenger RNA of Pistacia vera, 639 nucleotides long. Its product is annotated as kiwellin-like. The coding region runs from base 1 to 639 and encodes 212 amino acids. NCBI's taxonomy places the organism in Eukaryota, Viridiplantae, Streptophyta, Magnoliopsida, Sapindales, Anacardiaceae. The record is from RefSeq and is a predicted model, not a curated record. The transcript has a single exon.